AUGUUGCUCAGAUCGCAUUCUGAAAGAAGACCUCUGCCGGGAUUUUCAGCUCUCCUGUCACAGAGCAGCACUCUUACACAGAAAGAUGAAGUGACCUCUGCGCCACCCCCCACUCACACCCCUCGGGAGUCCAUCUUUACACCUGCAUCUUUGAUCUCCCCGCCUCCAUGGGUGUCACAGGCCCUCGCCAACCUCGAGCAAGGGGAACAAGAACUGCUGACCCUCAGGGAAAGACAGCAGAAUGAAGUGGAGGAGGUGAACCGGCAGCUAGACAAUGCUGUAUUUGAAGCCCAACGAGAAGAGCGACGCUUACUGGAGAAGAUAGAGCAGGACCACAGAGAUGCACAGAGGCGGCUGGAUCAGGUCAAACGAGAGAAUGCUGCAGCUGUGCGUGUCGUACAGUCAAUGGUAGACCAACAAAUUAGAAAUAUUGUUCAGUUGAAGGAGCAGGUCAAGAGAUGGGGUGGCACUGCUGGAGGUGCAAACAAGAACCAGCUUCAGAGAGGGGUCGCAGAGGUGACAGACAUCCAGAAGAAUCUCGUUCAGCAAGUGUCUCCCACAGGGUCAGAAAGGUCUUGUCGCAUUAGUAACUUCUUCGAUGUGGCUGUAAACUCCUGUGGCCUCAUCGCACUCACCUGUGCAGCAGAGCGAGCUGUUUUGGUCUUCAGCCGUCAUGGCCGCCUGCUGCAAACAUUUGGAGGAACACUGAUUGGAUCCUCUAAUGAGGAGUUGGAUGCUCCCAGGGGGGUUACUGUGAAUCAGAAUGACGAGUUUCUGGUGGCUGAUAUCAAACGCGGCAGCCUCACGGCACUCAAGCUUGACCCAAAGACAGGAGUCCGGCUGGAGCGCACGGUGGUGACGGGGUAUCACAGGCCAUACCUGGUAGCUGCUUGUCUCAGUACAGGACUGAUGGCAGUUUCAGAGAGGGGCAGUGAGACAGGGCGAGUGCCAUGUAUCCGAGUCUUGGACCCUGGAUGGUCUACCAUCAGGAUCCUGGGCGUGUGCUCAGGGUUGGGGCCCGUCCUGAGCAGUCCCUGGGGUCUCUGCAUUGACAGUGAUGGGGAUGUCCUUGUGGCUGACUGGGGAAAGCAGUAUCACCGUGUGCUCAUCUAUCCAUCCAAGGGCGUGGGCUGGCCCCUGGUCAACGACACCCUGAGCAGCCCAAGGGGCCUGGCCCUGCUGCCUGAUGGACAUAUGGCUCUGUCUGACAGCAUGAAUCACUGUAUAAAGAUCUACCGCUACAAGUCCAAUUAG
This is a messenger RNA of Knipowitschia caucasica, 1254 nucleotides long. NCBI's taxonomy places the organism in Eukaryota, Metazoa, Chordata, Actinopteri, Gobiiformes, Gobiidae. The record is from the annotation of a GenBank genome assembly.